CAGAAAAAAGGCAAAGAAGAAGCCGAAAAAGAAGAAGAAGGAAAAAGAAGAAGAAAAACAAGGGCGACAUCUGGCUGCUCCACACCUGACUUCAUUGAAUGAGGUUUAGCACCACUUAGUUUUGGUUCGUACCGAAUCCAAAAAUACAUCGCUCGAUACUAAGUCGGAGGCAGCUGGACCUUUAUAUAAAUCUGCGGGCUAAGGGUGACGAGCUGGCGCAGGUCGUGGGUUGUUCGUGGAUAAUGCGAGACAGUGGAGGUAGCCUGGCCCAGAACCGCUGGCAGGGAGAUCUGGGUCUGACUGCUGUGGGGCAGGACGACACAGGAGGAGGUGGGAUUCCUGGAGACCACCUCAUAGUCCCAGUGUCAGGCCACAGUGUUUCCAGCCCCAUGCACCUCAGAUUGGGGCAGAAAGAAAAAGUGUGGACAGGCGAGUAUGGAGACGAGGAGGAAGACGGGAUGGGCAGCAUAGAGGCCAUAGGUGAUGAGGAAGAAGUGAACAAUCUGGAUGGGAAAGAAAUGUGUGAGUUUGAAGGCAAAGAUUGGGAAAACAACGACGAUGAAGAAGAGGUAGACGAAGACGGAAACCGGGAGGAUGUGGAGUGGGAGAUUCCAGAUUUUCCCUUCCAGUCCAGCGACUACCCUCAUUCACAACAACACCAACAUCAUGGACCACAACAGAAAGCAGAAAAAGUUGGUGUAGCCACUGUAGAGGAUGCCAUCUCCCAGGCAGAAGCAGGGGACUUGUUUAGGUCCCACCUCAGUAGGUACAAUGCACUGAGGAGGCUCAGGCGCUUGCAGCGUUUGCGAGCCCGUGGAGGCCAUGGAUUUCGACUCGCCCAGCACUGGAAGAGCUGGCGCCAGAGAGCCCGGUGGAUAAGCUCACUAGGACAUCGACGGAGCCGGCGAGGGCAAAGGCACAAACUGUACGGCAAGCAGAGGAGGAUAAAAAGCUAUCAGCGGUCAUCAUACAGUGAAGAAGAGGAUGAUGGCAACGACAAACAGUACAUCAUGUCGGAAAGAGCAGAAAAGCAGAUAAAUGGGUCUUCUGCAGACAAGCAAGAGGAGAGAGUAAGACGGGAAGUGGAGGUCAAACCAGCGGAGUUGGCCCUAACUGAGGAGCAUACAAGUUGUGUGAGUGGUAUUCUUGAAGAGUCUCUACAGCAGUAUGGCAGUUUAAUCCCUAUCCAUGUGGAUGACAUCUUGGAGAAACUUCAGGACAUCUUCAGCGAAAGCUUCUCACAGCCACACAGGAAAGCAGUGGUCCAACAUCUAAUACAAUCCUUCCAGCGCUCGUCUGGGUCAGCCAUGGCUAAAACAUUCAGAGUCAACUACAAGCGCCAUGUUCUGACAAUGGAUGACCUGGGCACUCUGUAUGGACAGAACUGGCUCAACGACCAGGUUAUGAACAUGUAUGGUGAUCUGGUCAUGGACUCUGUGCCAGAGAAGGUCCACUUUUUCAACAGCUUCUUUUAUGAUAAGCUGAGGACUAAAGGCUAUGAAGGAGUGAAACGGUGGACAAAAAAUGUCGACAUCUUUCAGAAGGAUCUGUUGUUGAUCCCCAUCCACCUAGAGGUCCACUGGUCGCUGGUCAGUGUAGACAUUCCUCGUCGUGCCAUCACUUACUUUGACUCUCAGCGGACCCUCAACAGACGCUGCCCAAAGCAUAUUUUUAAGUAUUUGCAAGCCGAAGCCAUCAAAAAAGACCAGCAAGACUUUUUGACGGGAUGGAAAGGCUUUUUCAAAAUGAAUGUGGGUCGUCAGAACAAUGACAGUGACUGUGGAGCUUUUGUGCUACAGUACUGCAAGUGUCUGGCGCUAGGACAACCGUUCGGCUUUGGCCAGCAGGAUAUGCCCCGACUCAGGCGGCAAAUGUACAAAGAACUGUGUCACUGCAAGCUUACCCUGUGACCUGCUAUCCCCACCCACCCUUUUCCACCUGCUCCCUCCCUUAACCCUAACGAGACAGAGGGACAGUGAUACAACAAGAAGCAGACGAGUGAAGCAAACGAUUGGCUUCAAAAGGAGAGACUUCAAAAAAAAAGAAAAUUCUCUGCCCACAUCCAGAGGAGUUACUUAUACAGUAUGUGAUGUCAUUGUUUCACUUUGUUUUGUCUGUCGUUGCUUCCCUCUCUUCACCCUUUGAAAACUCUGAUUUAAUUUCCAAGUCAUGGUUAUUCCUUUGUGGUUGACAGAGGCCAAGACUAGCUUCCUUUUUGGGAAUGUGCUAAUUAUCCAUCCUAUCGUUGUCCACUUAUUUUUCAGUCUGAAUGGGAGCAUGAAAAAUAUCAGGAAGGUAUGGAAACAAUUCAGGCCACAGUUAAGUACAACCUGACCUCUACUUUCGUGUAACCUGCCUUGAACAUUGAGCGCAGAGGUAGCAUGGGGUGAUGGCAAAAUGUUUUGGACCAAUCUGUGUAAACUUGUGGUUAAAUGGUACCAGUGAGUUUUAUUUUUUUUCAUCCAUCCAGUCCAUGCUCUGUCAACAUCAAUAACAAAUACUGGCACUGAAAAUAAAAUACUCCAUGCUACAGGCUGUUAUUCGGAUGAUGUCAUCUGUUUAGGGGCAGUUUCCACCAGUUUGUUUAACUGGAUUUAAACUCAUGCUGGAAUUAAAGCUUAGAAUGCGUCGUUAAUGCUGCCAGGAAAUGGAUUUUCUUGUGUAUUUUCCAAAGGGGCAUUCGAACGUCCACAUCCAUGUAGCACAACACACAUUGGCCCAUAUGCCAGUAACUUCUCUGCCUCUGCCUCACGCUCCAGAAAUACAAAUUCAACGACUACACGGAGGAGAAAGGAUCUACAUCUGAUGCCGCCCAAACAAGCAGAAUGACAUAUUGGCCCAAAAAAGGGGGAGUCUUUACAUUGCUUCUAUCUUUUUAAUGUGUUUUAUUGCUGUCAGUAAAUGUGGUGAUAUGCUUAUUGCUUUAAACAAUUGGUGUUCAAAGAGGACUACGGAUUUUUUUUUUUUUUUUUUGGAGUAGGUACAAAACAGAUCUCCUGGUUAGUAUGUUUUUGAAAAAGCCAUUUUGGUGAGGACCACAGCCGCGACACAGCAGGCACAGUAUGUCCACAAUGGAGUUAAUAAUCUCUUCUUUUUAUAAUAAAAGACACAUUUGUGGAUAGCUCUGUGUUUUUGUUUUUGCUUUUUUUUUUUUCCUUUUUCUUUUCAGGAGUUGAUGCAACAGAAUUGACAGUUUUAUAUAUCUUCUACAAUGCAUUAUGGUUGCUAAAAAUAAAAAAUACGUGGCAAACGA
Molecule: messenger RNA, 3253 nt
Organism: Acanthochromis polyacanthus (spiny chromis)
Lineage: Eukaryota; Metazoa; Chordata; Actinopteri; Pomacentridae
Product: sentrin-specific protease 3-like
Exons: 12
Coding region: 243-1910 (555 amino acids)
Biological process (GO): protein desumoylation
Cellular component (GO): nucleus
Molecular function (GO): deSUMOylase activity
Source: RefSeq, a predicted model, not a curated record